AUGGCACCAGCUGAAGUUCCAGUUGCAGUUCUUCCUGGCACGCCCUCCAGCUUCCCCAUACCGGCAGAGAAGCUCAUAGCGCUAGCACAGAAAGUGUUUGCGACCAACAGCGGCGUGGAAGACCCCGACCUGCUGGCUGACAAUUUCAGAUUCGAAUUUCCUGUGGUGUCCCUGGCCAAGAAGGACUUUGUGAAGGCGGUGAGCGGCUUCAAUCUAAAAGAUGCCUUCCCCAACAUGGAGUCACACCCCUACGACUGGCGAGUAGACAAAUAUGAACCCAACCGCGUCUGGUGGACUGUGCGCAACACUGCCACCCACACAGGGCCGCUGAGAUUCUUCGGUGCCACCUACAAACCCACCGGCAAGGUUGUGUUGGGGGCGCCAGAGUGCCUGUCAUACACAUUCAACGAGGAGGGCAAGGUGACAUCGUUCACUGGUGGCUACAUCAUGGACAGGAGGGUGGGCAACACAAACAAGCUUGGGGCAAUGUUCGGCAUCCUGUCAGCCAUUGGGGCCCCCGUGCCAUCUCCAGGAUCCCCCCUCUUCUUUGUCAGGCUGGCCACAAAUGCAGUCCGCAGCCUCAUCUCAGGGAGCCAUGCAGGGUACACAAAUGGGGACAGCUUCACGCUCGCAUCCAAUUACACAACCAACGCUGUGACGGUAGCUGGAGUUGGCAGCCUCUGUCAGAGCGGCACGCCAGUGUUUCCAGCAGUAGAAGCCACAAUCUCCACAGUCCACAAGGCGUUUGUGGAUGGGAAGGUGACAUGCUCACAGCUUGUCCAGGCGUAUGUGCAGAGAAUACAGGCUUACGACAAAGCCACAGGGCUAUCAGCCGUGAGGGUUCUCAACCCAGAUCUGGAAAAGGAGGCUGCAGCAAAGGAUCAGCAGCUGCAUCAGGCGCGCCAGGCUGGCAGCAACGGGCUGCCCGGGGGCCUCUUCUGCGUGCCCGUCCUGGUCAAGGACAAUUUCGACACUGUCAGUAUGGCCGCCACUGCCGGCUCCGCCGCACUCCUUGACAACUUUGCUUCCAAAGACGCGCAGCAGGUGGCGCGGCUGAAGGCGGCGGGGGCAAUAGUGCUGGGCAAGGGGAAUAUGGGGGAGUGGGCAUUCUCGCCAAUCUUUUCCAUCAGCUCGGUGGCGGGCGUCGUGCGUAACCCCUACGACCUCGAUAGGACCCCCGCCGGCUCUAGCGGGGGGCCUGCUGCAGGGGUGGCGGCGAGCUUUGCUCUGGUGGGACUGGGGACAGACACGGGCAAUUCUGUGAGGGGCCCUGCCUCGCACACUGCCCUGGUGGGCAUGCGCCCCACUCUGGGCCUCACCAGCAGGGCGGGCAUAGUGCCGCUGGACAACUCGAGUGACAUAAGCGGCCCCCUGGCGCGCAGCGUGGAGGAUGUGGCGCGCAUGCUCGAGGCGCUCGCAGGGCCGGACCCCCAGGACCCCCUCACGUUGACUAACCGCUUAGUCACCGCCAACCGCACCGCCAACUACACCCGCUUCCUCGCGCGCGACGGCCUCCAGGCAAGCGCAGCCCUUGCUCUGAGCUCGUAUGGGCUCCUGCCAGGGGCGCGCGUGGGGGUACUGCGGCAGGUGAUAAACACGGACAUCAACGACACAGAGGUCAUGCAGCUGUUCCAGGACGCGCUCACCCUCAUGUCAGACCACGGCGCGACGAUUGUGGAGGAUUUCAAGAUAGCCGGAAAUUCCCUUGGGGGCUACGACUGGGACGGCCGCAGCGGGCAGUGGUGGACGGGCAGCACUGCCUCCGGCCACUGGGAGGACAUAAACUGCGGCGCACACUUCAAAUCCGACCUCAACUGGUACCUUCGCACCGCCGGCACGCGCUUCCGCUCGAUCCAGGAGAUAGCGGACGCUGGCCUGUACCAUCCGACAAUCAACUCUUCGCUGUCUGCGCGUGCGGCGGUCAGCUACACGCCGGCGGAUUACCCGACAGAUGAAUUGCGCGCGGCCGGCUUUGUGUGCGGCUGUGGUGACUACUUUGACAACCCCUGCCGCGCCGAGUUCCGCAAGAGGCUGGUGGAGUCGAUGAACAAUGCCAACCUGGACGUGAUAGUGUACCCCACGUGGACUAACCCGCCGCGCCUCAUAGGAGACUUCUUCAGCCCCGACGGCAACGAUUCACCCCAGGUCGCGCCGCCGACUGGCGCACCGGCGAUAACGGUGCCGAUGGGCUUUGUGCACCGCUCGGGGCGCUCGGCUCUGCCGGCCGGGCUCCAGAUGCUGGCGCGGCCGUGGGACGAGGGGCGGCUGCUGCGAGUCGCAUUCGCGUACGAGCAGGCCACGCUGCACCGCCGGCCGCCCCCAAUCUUUCCAGAGUGCAGCGGUGGCGGCGGUGGCGGCAGCGGGGGGACUGUGGGGUCUGGCGGAUCGGCCAAUCCGCCGGCCCCAGAUGUCAGUGUGCGGUCUCUCAGCGGGAGAUGA
Messenger RNA from Coccomyxa subellipsoidea C-169, 2439 nucleotides. Its product is annotated as amidase signature enzyme. The transcript is spliced from 18 exons. Lineage: Eukaryota; Viridiplantae; Chlorophyta; Trebouxiophyceae; Coccomyxaceae. The coding region runs from base 1 to 2439 and encodes 812 amino acids. The record is from RefSeq and is a predicted model, not a curated record.